Molecule: messenger RNA, 1969 nt
Organism: Egretta garzetta (little egret)
Lineage: Eukaryota; Metazoa; Chordata; Aves; Pelecaniformes; Ardeidae
Gene: CD80
Product: CD80 molecule
Exons: 5
Coding region: 32-850 (272 amino acids)
Biological process (GO): T cell costimulation; cellular response to lipopolysaccharide; positive regulation of T cell proliferation
Cellular component (GO): external side of plasma membrane
Source: RefSeq, a predicted model, not a curated record
UGCACUGGAGAAGAAAGUAGUCAAAAGCAAAAUGGGGGAAAAAGUUGGCCUGCCUUGUUGUCAUGAAAUUCCCAGCUCAGAAAGCCUAUAUAAUUACCGGGUCUACUGGCAGAAGAACACCACGGAGGUAGUGCUUGCCUAUGCAGCGGGGAAGAUGAUCUCCAAGCUCGAGCGGUAUGAGAACCGGACAGAGAUGGAUGACAGGAACCUCACCCUGUGGAUCUCCCCUGUGGAAAUCCUGGACAAUGGCCCUUACCAGUGUGUAGUUCAGCACCUUGGAAUUUUGCAGAACCCAGUUGUUGUGUGUGAUGAGCCUGUCACCCUUUUUGUUACAGCUGACUUCAGUAACCCGAACAUAACAGCAGAAGUAUCCAAUCAUUCUUGUGAAUCAGCUGAGAUGGUGGUAAGCUGUUCUUCUCACGGAGGUUUCCCCAAACCCAAAAUCUCUGGAGCCGUCAACAACAUGUCCCUGAUGUGGAAUACCAGCAGGGUGUCCAAGUCCAGCCUCGGCCUGUACAACGUCACUGGCAAACUCUGGCUCAACAUCACCAAAGACGUCAGCUUCACUUGCUCCAUUGAAUACAAUGGCUUUGUCAAGUCCAGCAGUUGGCUUCUGAAAAAACCAAAUGAGUGUGUUGUCCAUACUGUGCCUCCAUCUUAUAAUGUUAUUACUGCUUCAAGUAUCAUUAUUAUCGUCUUCCUUUUGGCUAUCACCCUAGCAGCAAGAUACCUCCCAAGGCAUGUCUGUUCUCACUGUUGUGAGCCUCAGGAUUCAGUGGAAGAGGGUGUGAAAGAAUGUAUGAAGCCAUCUAUGAGCUCUAAAGUGACGUCUGAAACAUCAUCUGUAUGACCAGAUCGCAUUUGCAGGUUUCUUAUCCUGUGUAUUCCGCACUGCAGUCCCCACUGUUCGUUGUACAGCAAUGCUUAUUGCGUUGACCCUUUGGCUCUCUGAAAGGGGGUGACAGCAGUAGAAAACUCUGCUAAAGAAGACUGACAACAUAAUCUCGUGUGAAUGAACACAAAACCCCACCUGUGCCACAGAAGCUGUGGGGUAGUCUCGUUACAAUGGGGUCACUGGAAUUCCCACCGGGAGGACCCUCCGUGUUCCUGCAACAGGAUGGAAGAAGAGUGUCGUCAGCAGCAACAGAGCAGUUCAAGAGUUCGGGAUCCUCUGGUUUGAUGCCGCCUCUAUGAAAAUCAGGGGGCCUGCAGAGCCCUAGCAGGUAGCCCACGCCCACCUCACCCCUUUAGUAACGCAGAGCUGGCCUUUGGGAGACCCCAGACCCUGACACACAAUCUCAAGUCAGGCUGUGCCUCCAUGUUGCGACUGGGAGCAGCUAAACCUUCUUUUAUUUUGAGCCUCGCAUGGGUAUCUGCCAGUACUGUUCUUUGUGCUGGAUGACUUUGGACUUGGACUUGACCAUUACAGAUACGUGUCCCUUCUCCCCUAAAGAGGCAGUAAUGCACACACUUUUCCUGAAAAAGCACCUUGAGGUGGGACUAUAUGCCUCAUGCUUAUUUUCAGUGCUAUGAGACUUUUUAGGGAAUGAUUGCAUACUGAUGGCACACCUAACAGCUAACUAAUAUUGCUUAGUGGCAGCAGUGGCAGAAGUUCUCAUAACCUUUCUCUCCUGAAAGGACGGCCUCACCAACCCGGGCACCGAGAUGCAGCUCCAACGUUAAAUUACUCGACAAAACAGGAGCACAGCUGGCACGGCGCAGCCCACUGGUGGAGGCGCGUGUGAGCACACGCCUGUGCACACCUUUGCGCACACGCACACAUACAAGCUUUUAGAUGCAUUCCUUCCUACCUGCGCUUGCGGAGCCCCAUUUAAAUGUCUGUAACACUGGGUGGCUAUCUCGUGUGUAUCUAUGGUAAUGAGAUAUAACGCAGGGCCUCGCUUCCCAGGGGGCCAAGAAGGCCAAUGGCAUCCUGGCCUGUAUCAGGAAUAGUGUGGCCAGCAGGAGC